CGAACACGCUUUUGCUGCCUGGCCGUCGAAGCGACACCGUAUCGCGACACACAAUCCAGCUCUGGGACCCUCUUCGACGCCUCGAAUCGCGACUCCUCCGGUUUUUCGGCCAACACGAUCACGGCCCGCGGAUCAUACUCGUUCAAACAUCACGCAGCGAUCGGAUCGGUGCAACCUCCGCUCCUAACAUCACAGAUGCUGUCGAGAAGGACCCGAGGACUCGAUGAGUUAACAGUGUCGAGGACGAGAUUCUCUUGGAAAACGUCUUUUUAUUUGAAGACUCCGUGUUAGAACUCGAGAGAGAAAGAGAGAGAGCGAGGGAGAGAGAGUGAGAGAGGAGAGAGAGAGAGAGGACGAGGUGAUUGAGGACUAGGUGAAUACCGUCGUAAGAUCGUUGGUGUGCGAUUGUAUCAGGACGAGAGUUAUCGAGCAAGAUUUGUUAGGUGAUACAUGUCAUCUCGCGUCAGCUGGAUGAUCGAGAAUUCCCGUAAAAGUUUCAUUGGAGCUUGAUGGAAGUAGGAGUUUAAAGAUGGAAGACUUCUCGUAGAAGAAUGACUAAUUGCUGUGAAUAAGGAGGGCUCGUGAAGAAAGUUUGAGGACAUUGUGCGAGUAAGUGACGCGUAACGGAUACUUGUUUCUUGCGCGUCGAUCAGCUGGUUCGACGAAACUUUCGUAUACCUGAAUUCUGAUCGGAAAUUCACGUUUGCGAUCUUCGGAAACUGUCGGGCAUGUGCAUCCGCCUCGAGGGCAAAUCUAAGAAUCGAACAGGUCGACCGAACUUUCAACGACUCGCCACCAAAAUUCGCGAGAGCCUACAGAUACCAAUGGAAACAGGCAAGCUCUGCCACGUACAUCUCGAACGGUGCGUUUAUUAACCGAACAACGAUAUAAUUCAACAAGUGUUUGCGAACCAAAGUGCCAAAGCAAGAACAGAAACCUCAAAGACUCGUCGUCAGUCUGAUGUUUCCAAAGUGUCGUCGACGAAUAUUAUCCGCACGUCCAAGUAUAUAUUAUCGAAAGUAAUAAAUAAUAUACGACGAGAAACUGGUGUCAGUGUUAAACGAGGGCACGAGUAAAUCAUCGUUGUGUCAGUGAUCGGGAAGACUGUAGGGGAACAGUUGGCGGGAAGAGAACGUUUGGGGUAGAUCGUGGAUCUCGCGAGCGCGUCGCACGGUAAAGGGGUUCGAAAGGUCGACGGUGAUCCGCGAGGGUGCGGAGGUAAUCGGGAAAGUGUUGUUCAGCCACGAGUCCAGGAUUCUCACCCCCGGAGGCGGUACCAUUUCACCCGGGGGCGCGGGGCCGCCCGCGAGCCCUUCUUCGGGACACUAUCAUCCACCUACGCAUAGUCCACCCUUGGUCAAGAUUGGAUCAGUUCACACUCACCAGCCGAACAAUAACCACCACCACACGCAUCAUCAGCAACAGCAGCAGCAACAACAACAACAACAGCAGCAGCAGCAGCAACAGCAGUCGAGUCAACCGCAGGUGCCAGGGGCAGGGGGAGGUGGAGGGCCGGGGGGUGGGACGGUGGCCAGGCCAGGCGGCAUGUUCUGCUACCACUGCCCCCCGGGUCUUCCAACGCCACGGUUACCACCUACCCUCGAGUAUCCAUUCGCUGCCACUCACCCUUACACUAGUUACUCCGCGUAUCAUCCAGCCUUGCACGGAGUCGGCGAGGAUUCUUUCGUGAGACGAAAGCAAAGGAGGAACAGAACCACGUUCACUCUUCAACAACUAGAGGAACUGGAGUCAGCGUUUGCGCAGACACAUUAUCCGGAUGUCUUCACGAGAGAGGAUCUGGCGAUGAAGAUUAACCUCACCGAGGCCAGGGUUCAGGUGUGGUUUCAAAAUCGUAGAGCCAAGUGGAGGAAAAGCGAACGUUUGAAGGAGGAACAGAGAAAAAGGGAAGGUAACGGGGGAGGUGGUGCAUUGGAAACGACAGGUCUGGCACCGCCAACGUCUUCGUCGGCAGGUCCAAGUCCCACAGGACACGACCCUGAAGGAACAACAAGCAGCAGCGCCCCUGACGCGGAGGACGCCGGCCCAGAUGGAGCUGGCGGAUCGAGGAGUCCCAGCACGACUUCCGCGUCGGUCAGUCCGCGGCCUCAGCAGAGUCAGCCGUCCUUGGGUGGCGUCUCGACGCCACCGCCAACCCCCAUAAGGGCGCCGCCGCCACCACCUAGCACCAUGGGAGGUCUCGGCCCACCCGGCGAGAGCGGCCCAGGAUUAGCGGCGGGUUUCAGGCCAGUCGAACCACCCACGUCUCUGUUCUUCUCUCCGCACUUGGCAGCGCAAUUUUCUCCGCCACUCUUCGGUAACAAGGUGGUCAGUAGCGCGCCAACAUCGCUAACCUCGACGACUCCGUCGCUCUGGACCUCGAGCGAUCAUCGACCUGGAAGCUUGCAGGACAUGUUGUCCUGGUCUCCGGCCGGAUGGCCAGGUUCCCUGUGUGGCUGCUGCAAGCCUGGAACCGGGGAUCUCCACAGGAACAGCAGUCUGGCCGAGUUAAGAAGAAAAGCUCAGGAACACUCGACCGCUUCCGCGCUUCUCGGUGGGCUGGCCGGUUUUCCUGGAGGUUUGCCGUUGCCGUUGCCCCUGCCGUUGUUGCCGCCGUUGUUGGGGCUGUCCAGGAGGCCUGAACACCAUCAUCAUCAUCUGCCGAGCAUGGUGCACCAAAUACAGCCGACCACAAAAGAGGAUCCCUAGGAUCGCGUGCAGCGCUCGCCUGACGGGCUCGUCGCCCCUUGACACUGGGCAUGGCAUGUAUUUGUUUCAAGACGUUGGUUCACGUUUCUCCUAUUCUUUUACGGUUUCUCUUCGGUUUCGUUUAAGAAUGACGACAUUAGGGGAACGGUUAGCGAAUUUCUCAAGAAAAGGCCUCGAGGUUUGAAAACUGAUGAUUUCUUGCGUGGGAUUGCGCAUCUAUUCGUUUAAUGGGAAAUUUAUUCGUUUCGAUGUAAACGUCGUUCCUUUAGAAAGUUACUCGAUGUUCGAUCGAAAGAUGAAAACAAGCUGAUAAUCAAACGACUUUAAAGAACUGAAUGAUCUGUUUGAAGUGAAAUUUGCCGAAACUAGAUUAAACGAAAGUACAAUGAAAGCCGAAGCUUUCGAAACUUCUUUUACCUCGUUUCUCGUUUAGUUAUAGAAAAGAUUAAAAGAUAUAAUUCUAAUGUAACUAAUUAAUAUUUACGUCCACGAUAACGAAAAAUCAAACUAGGAUACACGCGGUUAGACGACACGAUCAUUAGACGAUUUAUAUAUUCUUUCAAACAUAAUUUUUCGUCCCUUGUCUCGCGUGAACGCAGUUUUGCCUUAACGAAAGAAGCAUGAUUAACGAAAGUCUAAGAUCGCGUGACAAAUUUUACUUUUAUCGAAAUCGAAAAACGCUCGUGAGAACUUUUACGGCCAUCUGUAGAUAAUUCACAAAUUGCAGUGGACUGUCGCCAAUAAAUAGACUAUGAACGAUGAAUUGAUCACCGACGCUGUACGACUAAGUACUCUUUUUUCUGGUUCAAAUAUGAGAACGGAUCGUCGAUCGCAAAGGACCAACACGUGCCUGAUGCGCUCUAUACUUAAUUGUCUGACAGGCGAAAUCAAAUGUUUCGAUCUGCGCAGGAACGUUCGAAUAUCCGUUAUCGAUCAUUUUUUAACUAAUUUGAUUUGUAAACGAAAUGGAUAUCCGUAUUACUGUGAUGACAAAGAAAUUCCGUAGUUGCAAAGUAAGUAGAAAACAUAGAUAUUUAAUAUCGUUAUAAACGUAACAUUUAGAAUUCACGAUUUCAUGAAAUGAGAUAUCAUUGCUUAUAAACUCAAUUGAAAAGUUAAUUAUCGGUCAAUCCGGCGAUUUUAUUUUACGUAUAAUAUUUGUUUGAGAAUUUUCUAACUUCUUUUCCGUUCCUAAUAUAUAUUUAAAAAAGUGUGCUUCUCUUGACUCUAAGAGGAGGAAACACGAAUUAAUUUGUAUUCCGUGAUAGGAUAAUUUCUAUUAUCGCCCCUAAAUCGAAUCUAUGACAAUUUUCUUGAAUUAUAUGAUUACUCUAUCGCAUUAUUCAAAUAAUACGGAUAUCCGUAUUAUCCGAGUAACACGGAUAUCCGCUUUACUCGCGCGACACAAGCACGCGCCUCAGAUAAUGUUUCUAUCACUUAACAAGAAACGAAAAGAGAAAAAAAGAAAGCUGAGAAGAAACUAGCUCCGCCUCGUUCCUCGAUAUAUUCGAAGAUAAUCGAAUGCACAGAUACGAGGAUGUCCGUCACCUUAAAUAACAAAGUGUCCGGAACACUUUGAAUCUGUUCGUUAGAGAGAAUUAAUUUUUCAGGUAAGGCAAACUGUGAAAGUUUCAGCCGUUUUCCCAAUCCUUUUAUUAUCCAAGAAGAAAGAUGAAAUCUUUAAGCUUUGCUCUAAUUACGAAAUUCUCUGCAUUAUAAAAAGGGAUAACGAUAUUGGAUCAAGUAAUAGAUUGAAUAACGAAGUAUUUGAAGAGUGAAAAACAAUUUCAAGCUGUUUUUGUAAUAAAAUAAAAUGGAUAAAAAUGAUAAGUUGAUCGUUUUCGUCACUUUGAUAACUCGAGUGUUAAAAGAAACGUCGAAAAUCUCCGGUUAUUUCCGAUCAAAUUAAGGGUGACGAGCAUCCUCUAAAAUCACGUUAUGAUUUUAAAGGAUGGACACGUUAGCCACGAGUCGACGGCUAUUCGUACACGUCUUAAAAUAAUUUCCAUCGACGUAAUGAUAUAAUUUUAGGAAAGUCAAGGGAGUGAAAUCGCUGUACGAGUGCUAUCCAUCGUAGAGAUACGAGCCAAUGGUGUGUAUAUAUGCACGGGAAAUAACGAUAUAAGAGACGACAGUCCCCUAAACAAUCACGUGCUAUGUUCAUUUUGAUCGUCUCUACGAUUCGUGCUCGUGAUUAGUUAAGAAUCGUUUCGAUUGCGUUACAGUACGAUCAACGUUCGUUCUUUUGGAUUACGAAGGCGUGGUAUAACGACAUAACGACGAAAGACACGUAGAUACUAGUAGAGACCUGUAUAUUAAAUCCCGGUGAAUCGUCAGUGCUAAUCAAGGAUAAUCUAAUAAACAAUAUGUUACAAACUAGCAACUAUCAUGUAGCUUGAACUGAAUUAUAGUGAAUUAUUCGAAUAAACAUGUUCUCUCGUGAUAAAA
Molecule: messenger RNA, 5154 nt
Organism: Bombus terrestris (buff-tailed bumblebee)
Lineage: Eukaryota; Metazoa; Arthropoda; Insecta; Hymenoptera; Apidae
Gene: Drgx
Product: paired mesoderm homeobox protein 2B
Exons: 6
Coding region: 1546-2706 (386 amino acids)
Biological process (GO): regulation of transcription by RNA polymerase II
Molecular function (GO): DNA-binding transcription factor activity, RNA polymerase II-specific; RNA polymerase II transcription regulatory region sequence-specific DNA binding
Source: RefSeq, a predicted model, not a curated record